Molecule: messenger RNA, 3504 nt
Organism: Papaver somniferum (opium poppy)
Lineage: Eukaryota; Viridiplantae; Streptophyta; Magnoliopsida; Ranunculales; Papaveraceae
Product: clathrin interactor EPSIN 2-like
Exons: 14
Coding region: 362-3058 (898 amino acids)
Biological process (GO): endocytosis
Cellular component (GO): plasma membrane; endosome; clathrin vesicle coat
Molecular function (GO): phospholipid binding; clathrin binding
Source: RefSeq, a predicted model, not a curated record
GAAAGAAGUGCGCUGAGUGUUUGAUUUUUCUUCCUUCUUCCACUUUUUUAUAUUUUUCUUCCCCUCUCUCUCCUCCGAAAUUUCAGAAUUUUCGAAAGCAAAAAAAAACAGAGACAGAUAGGGAGAGAGAGGAACAACAAACAAACCCUCAUUUCCUCCUCCUCCUUCUUCUUCUUUGCGAUAUUCGCAGACAAAUUUCGAUUCUUCUUCGUCUUUCUAUUUUCUCAUUUCAUCUCUCUUUCUUUCUGUCUCUGACAUCACUUUGCUCAGAUCUGACCAAAUCCACUGACAAUUUUUUUAAGGAGAAGAUUUUGAGGUUAAGUGCGCUUGAGGUGGACUUGGUUUUGCAACUGCACAGGUCAUGAAGAAGGCCUUUGAUCAAACUGUCAGGGACCUUAAAAGGGAGGUGAACAAGAAAGUUCUUAAAGUUCCUGGCGUAGAACAGAAGGUUCUCGAUGCCACGAGCAAUGAACCAUGGGGUCCUCAUGGAUCAAAUCUGUCAGAUAUUGCACAGGCUACCAGAAACUAUCAUGAAUAUCAAAUGAUAAUGGCUGUGCUUUGGAAGCGAAUCAAUGAUACUGGCAAAAAUUGGCGCCAUGUGUACAAGGCAUUGACUGUUCUUGAGUACCUGGUGGGACAUGGGUCUGAACGUGUUAUAGAUGAAAUCAAGGAACAUGCGUACCAAAUUUCGACAUUAUCCGAUUUUCAAUAUAUUGAUUCCAGUGGGAGGGACCAGGGAAGUAAUGUCAGAAAGAAAUCUCAGUCUUUAGUGGCACUAGUGAAUGAUAAAGAAAGAAUUCAAGAAGCCAGACAGAAAGCUCUUGCCAACAGGGAGAAGUUUCGCAGCACAAACUCACCCGGAGGAAUGUAUAGACCCGGUUCAGGAGGUUAUGGGGACGAGGAUCGCUAUGGAAGUAGAGACGAUGACCGAAAUGGUUAUGGGAGAGAAAGAGAAUAUGGCUAUAAGGAUGAUGACAGAAGCGGUAGAGGCGGUGAUUCAUACAGUCGUGAUGGAGACCGUUAUGGUAGAGAUUCUGAUGGUGGUUACAAGGAUGAUGAUUAUAAUAGAGGAAGAAGUCGAAGUAAUGAAGACUUUCAGUCUGGCCAGAGAAGUAGGAGUUCUGACAGAUACAGGGAGCGUGGUUAUGAUGAUGAUCGGUAUUCAUCAAGAAGCAGUGAUGCUAGAGCUGAAGACCAUUCUCAGAAUGAAAGGGGGCUUGAACGGAAGUUUUCUGAACAAAAUAUUGGUGCACCCCCUAGUUAUGAAGAAGCAGUAAGUGAUGCUCGGAGCCCUGUACAUGAUGAAAGGGAUGGAGAUACUCCCGUAGUGGAAACUACUGCCAAAGCAUCGUCUCCAACUGGAAGCACAACUCACAGUCCUGGAGCCAGCGAACCUGGUACAACUGCCGCUCCUGCAAACCAAGAACCUAGUACUUUUGAUGAAUUUGACCCUCGCAGUUUUGCUCCAGCUGCUGCACCUCCUGCAAGUAAUGGAGACAUGGAUCUACUUGGUUCCCUCUCGGAUGCUCUGGCUAUCGUCCCCUCAACUUCUACAACCGCAACAUCUGAAGCUGAAAUUCCCACCGAGUCUGCUCCAGGGUCCACAUUCAUAGCACUAUCAUCAGCAUCAACUGUACUGAGCCAGCCUAUCGAAGACCCAUUCGGUGAGACUCCCUUCAAGGCUAUACCUUCGGCAGAAAAUAACCAACCACCGCAGGAUUUUUCUUCCCCAGCCAACUUCCAAUCUAGUGCAGUGGCCCAAAGCUCGGAAACCUUCCAACCAGCCCCACCACAGAUGCAACUAACUUCGUCUGGCUUUGAUUUCGGAGACACGUUUGAAGGCCUCAGUUUUGCCCCUUCCGAUGUCUCCAAUGUUCAAUUUACUUCUACAAGCUCUCAAUUCUCUUCACCAGAGCUGCAAAAUGAUGAUGUUUUAGCAGACAUCCUCCCACCUUCAGGGCCAGCUUCUCAAGGAUCUCCGUUUUUAGCUUUACCAGCUCCAACAGGACCACCCUCACAGGCAGGUGUUCCUGUGAACAACUUCCCUGCACAUUCGGGGUAUGGAGCUCCGCAGUCACAAGGAUCUUUUAAUGCUCCUCAAAACCCAUAUGGAGUGCCACAGGGACCUUUUGGUGCUGUAGGAGGUCCUUCACAGCCAAAUAUUCCUGGACACUUCCCUCCUCAGUCUGGGUAUGGAGCUCCAGUUGCCUCACAUGGAGGUUUUAAUGCUCCAAGUGGACCACAUAUGCAGUCAGGUGUUCCUGCGAACAUCUUUCCUGCACAGUCCGCAUAUGGUGCACCAGUAGCCUCACAGGGUGGUUUUAGUGCUCCAAAUGGAUCAGCCCCCCAGCAAAACACUAAUGCCAUGGGGAGUUAUUACCAGCAGACAGGACCUACACCCCCAGCAACUUCACAGGCAACCACUCUUUCCAUUCCAACAGUACAACCUGCCAAACCUCAACAAAAGGACAGCAAAUUUGAGACCAAAUCAACAGUUUGGGCUGAUACACUUAGCCGAGGGCUUGUAAAUUUGAAUAUAUCUGGACCUAAAACCAAUCCUCUGGCGGAUAUUGGAGUUGAUUUCGAUUCUAUCAAUCGUAGGGAGAAGAGAGAGAAACCUGUUCCACAAACCGCUGUAACCUCUACAAUCAACAUGGGUAAAGCUAUGGGAUCUGGUUCUGGAAUGGGACGUGCAGGUGCAAGCGCCCUUGCUGCUCCUCCUAACCCUAUGAUGACCGCAGGUAUUGGUAUGGGUAUGGGUGGUGGCGGAGGAAUGCAAGGCAUGGGUAUGGGAGGUUAUGGUGGCAUGACCCAGCAGCCUGGUAUGGGUAUGCCAAUGGGGAUGAACAACAUGGGUGGCAUGCCGAUGGGCAUGAACAACAUGGGCAUGCAGAUGGGGAUGAACAAUAUGGGUGGCAUGCAGAUGGGCAUGAACAAUAUGGGUGGCGUGAUGGGAGGACAAAUGCGACCGCCUCAGCAAGGUCCUCCAAUGGCAGGCUACAAUCCUGCGAUGGGAGGCGGUUAUCCUCCUCAAAACCCGUAUGGUGGUUAUAGAUGAGCUCCAAUACUGUAAACAAGAUAGGUACGCGAUUAUGUUUAUUGCCUUAAGGGGGAAAAGGAAGCCGGUGCUAGUAACAGCAGGUUACACUUACUACUAUAUACACACACCCAAUAUAGUGGAUAUUCAAAUUCUCAGGGAUUGUGAACUUCUGAUUCGUCAUCACUUGUAUUAGUUUUGUCAGAAAAUUGCUGAGUGUACCCUAUAUGUUCGGAUCAUGCUCAUAGCUUUUGGUUUUCUUCCUCCCCCAUUUUUUUGAGUUUCCAGAGUUGUUAUUAGGGUUGAUGUUGCUUUCAGCUGUUGUUAAAGUUUGUGUAUGAGAGAAAGAGGAGAGGUAAAAAAAAGGUGACCUAUCUCAGGUUAUCUUUUCAAUGACUAUUGCAAAGAUUCUUAUGGUAUGGUAUACCUUCUGAUGAACAAUAAAAUUGAUUAAAUUCUUUUGUGUA